Molecule: messenger RNA, 2790 nt
Organism: Scophthalmus maximus (turbot)
Lineage: Eukaryota; Metazoa; Chordata; Actinopteri; Pleuronectiformes; Scophthalmidae
Product: adenosine receptor A1-like
Exons: 3
Coding region: 432-1445 (337 amino acids)
Biological process (GO): G protein-coupled adenosine receptor signaling pathway
Cellular component (GO): synapse; dendrite; membrane
Molecular function (GO): G protein-coupled adenosine receptor activity
Source: RefSeq, a predicted model, not a curated record
AACUUUUGGGAACGUUUGGGACUUGUGUGUGUGUGUGUGUGUGUGUGUGUGUGUGUGUCUCUGACACAUGCCUGACACCGAGGGAAGCAGCACUGCCCUGCUCUCUGGGGAGCAGGGACUCAUUCAGUAUUCCUGCUCCGUCCCUGUUCCGUCCUGCCAGCACAGCUUCGAUCUCGGACUCAGCGCACACACAUAUAUAUAUAUAGACAUAUGGAGACCAAGUUGUGCGUCUUUUGCGCAGCUCGAUGCCCUGGAAUGAAUACUAAAAUCCUUUAGAGCAACAGACAAGACGCAUCACCUCUACCUCCGUGGGACACAACAACAAGCCUCGGUCGGUCGGUCGGCACCAGACUCCAACAGGGAACUCCCCCGACGAGCCUCGCUUGUUCCUCCAUCUCCGCGCAGCGCACACUCGUCCCGCCUGCGCGAUCAUGACUUCGGGUCUGUCUCCCUAUCAAGCCCUCUACAUCGGGAUGGAGGUGGUGAUCGCCGUGUCCUCGGUCAUCGGCAACGUGAUGGUGGUCUGGGCUGUGCGCAUUAACAGGUCUCUGAGGGACACCACGUUUUGUUUCAUCGUCUCCCUGGCCUUGGCUGACAUUGCGGUCGGGGCUCUCGUCAUUCCGCUCGCCAUAACCAUCAGCAUCGGACUCAAGGCGCACGCCUACAGUUGCCUGCUGGGCACCUGCACAGUGCUCGUCCUCACGCAAAGUUCAAUCCUGGCGCUGCUGGCCAUCGCCAUCGACCGCUACCUGAGGGUCAAAAUACCCAUGAGCUACAAGCGGGUCGUAACCUCUCGGCGAGCCGGCACGGCCGUGUUGUUGUGUUGGCUGGUGUCCUUCAUAGUUGGCCUCACGCCUAUGUUCGGCUGGAAUAACCUGCAGCAUCUCCGUGACAACGGCUCCCUGACCGCUGACGACCCCUUGGUGACCUGCAAGUGGGAGACAGUCAUCAGCAUGGACUACAUGGUCUAUUUCAACUUCUUCGGCUGGGUGCUGCCCCCUCUGCUGCUCAUGCUGGCCAUCUAUGUUGAGAUUUUCUACAUGAUUCACAAGCAGCUCAACAAGAAGGUGACUGCAAGCCACAUAGACCCGAAACGAUACUUCGGCAAGGAGCUAAAGCUGGCCAAGUCGCUUGCCCUUGUCCUUUUCCUCUUCGCAGUCAGCUGGCUUCCUCUUCACAUCCUCAACUGCAUCACCCUCUUCUGCCCUACCUGUUACAAUCCAGAGUACCUCCUCUUCAUUGCCAUCAUCCUUACCCACGGCAACUCGGCCGUCAAUCCCAUCAUUUAUGCUUUCCGCAUCAAGAAAUUCCGCACAGCGUUCCAAAAAAUCUGGAAACAGUACUUCCUUUGUCAGGAUCCAGUUGGUCGGUUUCCUCAAAAAGGGAGCCAGAGAGGUUAUGAGAGUAGGAUGAAGCGGAUCGAUGAAGAUGAUGAGGAUUUGUGAGCUUUGCCAACAUAUUUUACUGCCGUGUAACUGUAAAGUUUCACUCUGAUGGUUACAGAAUGGAAAGGACUCUGACUUUAUGUCCACGCUUAAGGGAUUAACAUUCAAAGUGGCCUUAAUGGCGUCAAGGGAUGUCAGAGAGAUUGAACAAACGAGGGAAAUAAUCGGGGAAUGAUUGAUUUCUUCCAUCCAACAUGCUUCAAGAGGACAGAGUGAAAAAUCAGCAUUGAGAGUAGCUCAACAGACAAAAUCAGACUUUGAUUCAGAUAAGACUGACAGUGUUUCCCUGCUGACUGACUGAAAGAUGAUGAUGUUGUACGGGACAAAGGGCUUCUCAUCAGUUUCAACACAAGCCUGUUGAACUUGAAUCAGUAAGUGUACGGUAUAACUCUAGCACACAUGGUACAAUAGUAGCGUAUCUUGUACUGUAUAUCUUUAUCCAUACAAAAACUCAUGCCUAUAGUUCAUGUGAAUGAUCUUAAAUAGUUCAGCCUCUUAUGUGUGCUUCAUGUUUGCUGAUUUCUGUGGCCUUAAGGAAAGAAAAUGAAGACAAGAAGCUAAAGAACAAUUAAGCAUUGUGCUAAUGAUAGGAAUCUGGUAAACCGAUGGGCAAAACAUUUCUUUUGCACGUUUGCACAACCUGUGGGGUACUUUGAGUGGGACCAGGGUACAGGUAGUAUAUUGGCUGCAUUGAUUGAAAAAUAAAAAACAUUUAAUUGACUCAGUUGGUGUUAGAACCAGGAUAUUUGGUGCAAUGAUCCUCUGGUUUACCAGCUGCGUUAAUGGUCAAGUUAUGCAGUAACUUAUCAGUGUCAUUGUCUUUACACACGUUGACUGUGAUGCAUAAGCACAUGUGAACAUUUUUUUGGAAACGUUGUUGUCCAUCUGACCGACAGAAUGAAUAAUACUGGCUAAUAGUUGUAGCUCAAAAUAGCAUCUGUGGUUAAAUAAAACAAAUACUUGAUGUUCAUCUUGGUGUUUGUGGACAUGGACAAUGGUACAAACCAUGCAGCAGCCAAAAGUACCUUUAAACAUCAGUGCUGUUCAAUAGAAGACUGUGAAUGUACAGGAUGUUGUAGCUCCUCCAUCGAACAAGCUUUCAUGUACAUCUAUGGAAUAUCUGUCAGGCCCUUUCCUCUACUCACAGGUGAUUUCACAGUGAAUUUUUCAAACUUAGGGUUUACUAGUGCAGCUUCACUAAAUCCUCUGUCAUUUUUGUUACAGGUCUGACUUAAAGGGACUCGUUUUUCUUUUCAAAACGAUCUGCCACUGCUGAUAUUGUAUGUAUUUCACUAAUGUAUGUACAGUAUAAAUGUAUAAAAUUCACCUCACUGAGCAAACAGCU